AUGGCUGCAAUUAUAAGAGAUGGACCGGUAGAAUCACCACAGCAACUACAAAUCUUCGUCUACGGCACGCUCAUGGCCGCACCUCUCCUUGCAUGGGUCCUGACAGGGUCGUCCGCUAAUGCCUCCUCCGUCCUCUCCAAGCGGAAAAGGGCACACAUAUCCGGCUUUGCACGCCACCCUGUCCUUGGAUCCGACUAUCCCGCCCUCGUGCGCGCCACAGAAAGUUCAAUCGUGGACGGUUAUCUCGUAUUUCCCAAUAACCAAGCGGAGUGGAACAAACUUGACAAUUUCGAAGGUGAGACGUAUACGAGGACAACGGCUGAAGCUAUCGGCGAGGAAGAUGGCACACGGGUGGAGGCGUACGUUUAUUUGUGGGCAGGUUCUGGGGAUGCGCUGAGCAGCGGCGAGUGGGACUUUACGUACUUUGAGCGGCAAAGGUUCGAGGGUUGA
Molecule: messenger RNA, 450 nt
Organism: Laccaria bicolor S238N-H82
Lineage: Eukaryota; Fungi; Basidiomycota; Agaricomycetes; Agaricales; Hydnangiaceae
Exons: 1
Coding region: 1-450 (149 amino acids)
Source: RefSeq, a predicted model, not a curated record